Erigeron canadensis is the source of this 3738-nucleotide messenger RNA. RefSeq lists its product as uncharacterized. NCBI's taxonomy places the organism in Eukaryota, Viridiplantae, Streptophyta, Magnoliopsida, Asterales, Asteraceae. The record is from RefSeq and is a predicted model, not a curated record. Bases 50 to 3622 code for a protein of 1190 amino acids. The transcript has 16 exons.
CCCAAAUCCUGAAAACCCUAAAUCCAACACUCACUCAAAAUCAGCAAAAAUGUCAUCACCACAAGUUCCAAAUCCCGACAACAAUUCAAACACAAAAUCAGAAGAAAAAUUCAACAAAAAACGACAACGCCGAGUGAGCUUCGCCGAAACCACACUUGUUCGCAUUUUUAAUCGAGAUGAAUAUUCCGGAUCGCCGGACAAAUCUCCACCCGUUUCACCGCCAAGUGAUUCCCCUUUUAACCAACCCAACCGGAUGUUCUGGAAUGAUACCGAGAAUGAUAACGAUAAUGAUAAUGACGAGGAGAAUGAUCCGGGUUCGGGUUCGGGUCCGCAGAGUCCGUUUUUACGUCUUGUUGGCUCGUCUCCGUCUUCUGGUGGAAGUACUGUUGGUUCUGCUACCUCAAAUGAUGAAGAUAAUUUUUUUGGUCCUGUAUCAACAAGUUUUAUCAGACGAGAGUUACUGGACUCUGAAGUUUCAGAAGGGGAUCAUGAUCAGACUAUGGAUUCAACAGCCUUUUCUAUGCAUUUUCGUAACCUUGCUAGGGCAGAAUCAGAAGUCGAAUUGAAAACAUCAACAGGAGUUAACCUUUCCUUUGAUGAGAAAACCCCAUCUCACGAUUCGAUUCCAACUAAUACAGGAACUUUAAUGCAAAUGACUGUACCUAAGAACCUCAAUAAUCAACCUUCUGUUUCUUCUACUAAGUUAAGUUCUGGUUCAGAGUCCAAUGAUAUGAGUAUUGUUGGAGAUUACCGUAACAUGUACAAUUAUGGGAAACUAUCUCCUACACUGGAUGCACUCUUGGCAGAAGCUAGGAAGGAUUCACAUGUGAUCAUCUCUCCUCGUGUUUCUAUACUCAAAUCACCAAGGAAUGCCGAGGCAACACAAGAAAAUGUGUCUAACCUCAUGGAUUUUAGUUUGGAUGAAGCUAAUCAUCUACAAGGAAUUAUUGCUCAUGAGAUGGUCAAUGAAGUGGCUUCCUAUAAGCAUAAUGAGUUUGGUGCGGUCAAUGAUGGAUCAGAAGUUUCUCCCACUAAGCAGAUAGGAGUAGGUAUCUCAUUUCACGAAUCCGAUAUUGAGAUCUCUAAACAUGUGUCUCCUAGUUCAUCUAUUAUGGCUACUCCCAGUGCUAAUAACAAGGAGACUAUCAAAGAUGCAUUCCAGAUGAAGUCAAGUUUGGACUUCUCAGCUUACAGCCAUGGCAAUUCCAAUCCUAAGUCUAAUCCUAUUAUCGGGAUAGAAAAUAAAUUCCCAUCUAAAUCUCCACUUAUGACUCCUCUUAAUAAUCAUUCAAGUGUUUCUAUAAGAGCUGAAAAUCCGAAAUAUGGUUGGAGUGUUCCAUUUAUGCAGAAAAGCAUUUCUAAACUCAAUAUGCUUGAGGCUUCUCCCUUUUCUGCGGCCUUGAAUGCUAAACUUGAAGAUUCAACCUUCAAGAUGACUCCUUCAAAUACUUUGCUAGUAAAAAACUACAAAGCUUCCCUACCCAAUUCUCUGAAUGGCAAGCGUCAAUUAUUAUCUUCUGAUCAUAUGAAGAGAGGUUUAGCAAGCUCAACAAACAUGGAUGAUAUUAGGCGGGGGAAACCAGUUAUCCAGAAUUUUGUCAAAGUUGCAUCGCCGUUGCUGAUACCACCUGAAAGCACAGAGUCUGGGGCAAAGUCGCAAACAGAUCUGUUGUCAUUGGAAGAUAAAAACAAAUUUGGCUCUUCUGAAAAUUUUGAUUAUUGUCCACAGAAAAAGUUAAAGAGUGGAAAUGCAUCAGAAUUCACAAGCAGUUCUUUGAAAAAUGCAAAACAGUUCCCUCAGCAUAAUGAGCCGGGUCACUUUGAAGGGUCUGGGGAAAUUGCUGAUAAGGCUGACGCCAUGGACAUUGAGAGGAUAGAAAAAUCUACUCUAGUAAUGCCCACCGAAGAGGAAAUGGUGGAUGAUAGAGAUGUCCAUUAUUACUCAGAAACGAUGGAGAACUCCACAACCCCAUUGAAGGCUGAGAGCCUUGAGAAGUUGCAAACUAACUUUGUGGUGACUGACAUUGCCUCGGGAGAGACCAAAAGAGCUUCUAUGGUUUUGCAUGAUAGGACAGAUGAACAAUCUUGUCAAAAGAAUUUGCACGAUGAUCUUUGUCAAAGUCCAUCAAAUAAACAUCAGCCCAACACACUGCAUGAUGGCAACGUUCAUAUCUUGCUUGAGGAAAAUGUACUGUCCUCCAAUCUUCAUCAUUCAUUAAAUGGAAAUGUAGUAAAUGAGAGGGCGAGAAAGGCUGAAGACGUCAUGGUUGAGACUACUGCUAUAACUCAGAGGGGCCCAAAUAUCUCAAAAGAUCAUGCAAGUUCUGAACUCUCAAGUGAGAACACAGUACCAAUGAUCGGACACUCUUGUAAAAAUCCAAUUGAGAUGAUUGCAAUGCUCUCUAAAGAAACAAAAGAACUUUUACCUCAAUCACUUGAUAAGCUCAAUUUGCAUGCAAUUGAUCGACUGGCAGGCAUUAUGGAUCAACUUCUAAGGUCAAAAACCUAUCAGAUUCUUUCUGAUGAAAUUCGAUCUCAGAAAAGCGUUGAUGUCAGUAACUGUAUUCCACAAAAAAGAGCUGGAGAAUUAAAGCUACUCUUGUGCAAAUUAGUACACGAGCAGGCAAAGUUGCAGCUUCUGCAUGUGAAGCGAGAGAAGUUACUGAAAAGGAGAAAAAUACUUGCGAAUGGGUUAUUGGAGUCUGAAGUGCUAUUAAGGUCAACUUUUCUAUCACAAAAAUCUCCAGAUGUUCAUUGCGAGUCCUUGUCAGUCAACAAGAAGGACCUUCAAGAGAGUCAACUUGACAAUGACAAAGUGAUUUCAUUGAGAAAGACAUUAGAUCAUAUCGAUACACGGAUUGCAAACUUGACCGAAUCUCUUCACAAGUCAUGUAAGAUGAAAGGAGAACCCAGCGUCAGCGACACUAUUGCAUAUGUUAAUGAUUAUGUUACGAAGCGAGGGCGUUGCCAGAUCCUACGCAAAGAUAUGCAGCUUUGGACUGUAGACCAUCUCGAGAGUAUGGAUGGUUGCCGCUGUGUUGUUCUCAAUUACCUUGACCUAAUGACUCAAAGGUUAACUGUCAAUGCUGGUCUAGCCCCAAGCAUUUCCAUUUUGCAUGAAUUAAAUAACGUAAAAAUCAGCAUGCUUUUCAAAGAUAUGGAUGCUUGCACUGCAUUUGGAUUUGUCUUCAAUGGCGGGAUAAAACAGAAGCAUAUCGGUGCUGCAAUUCUGGCACAAGAAACUCAAGCAACUAGUUCUCUUUUCGGCAAUCUGUUAGAUGUGUUGGCGGAGAUACAACAAGCAAGAAUAGAUCUAAAAAACCUGAUUUCCACAAGAUUUUACACACCCAUAGCUAAACAACUUGACCUGGAGCUCUGUUUCUUUGAUUUAAGAUGCCACAAGAGGGCAACUGUGACUUUGGACGUUUCCUGCUUGGGAAGGGGUAUUUAUCCAUCAGAAGCUGUUCCGUAUCAUAUUGACAUUCCAACUGAGGAGCCACAAAGUUCUUUGUCACUCUCAGCUGGGUUUGCAUUAGCGUUUAAAGAUAUUGAACUGGGAUUUUUUAGAAUUCAGCGAUUAUGUACAUACAUUUCCAGUAUAACCAGCCCACAAAUCAGGUAGAUGUGUAUAAACCCAAAACUUGUGUCUCAUGUUUAACAAUCAUUUCGCCAUAAGAGAUUAUUUUCUGUUGAGUAAUUCAAGAAAAAUCUUUGCUUUUUUCUUGAUGAAACAUUAGU